ACUUCACGUACUGUAAUGCAGGCGAUAGGCACAAAUUUUAAAAUUGACUGAACCCUCGACCGGUUAAGCUAGGCCAAAUUAUUACGAUGAAGCGAACGAGUCUAGUCGGCUUGUAAACCUCGUACUGCGUAUAAAUAAGUUGCAAGCAUUAGUACUUGGAAGGCCAAUCAGCCAGCCCCGAUGGAUAUCUACAUUUCUAUUGCCACUCUGUUUUCCGUCUUUGCUUUAUGGAGCUUCAUUGUCUAUCUCUUUGAUGUUCUGUGGUUCAAUGGAGAGAAUCGUCGACUGAUUCUCCAAAGGCAAGGGAUCGAAGGUCCCUUACCCGUCUUCCUUUUGGGCAACGUUCCUGAAAUGAAGCGGAUGCUUUCCUCUGCGGAAAAACUGCAGGCGGAGGACCCCUUGUCCUCACAUCAUCGUUUGAUGCAUCUGUUCCCUUAUUUUAUGCAGUGGACUAAACAAUUCGGUCAGUCGUUCUUGUUUGCACUUGGGAGGUCGCAGUUCAUGUAUGUAGCUGACACUUAUCUCGUCAGAGAAAUCAACUGUUUCACGUCGUUGGAUAUGGGGAAACCUGAUUACCUACAAAAAGAUCGAGGAGCUUUGCUGGGGAAGGGCCUUAUCACCACAAAUGGCUCAGUUUGGUACCAUCAGAGAAAAACUAUUGCCCCCUAUCUUUUUAUGGACAAGGUCAAGGAUAGGGUAGAGCUAAUGGUGGAGUCCGUUGGGGAAUUGGUGAAAUCCUGGGGGAAUCUAAUUGAAGCUAAUGGUGGAACUGCAGACAUAAGAGUCGAUGACUAUGUAAGAAGAUUCACUUCUUAUGUCAUUUCGAAUGUGGUGUUCGGAGAUGAGUGGCAAAUGGGCAUGGAAAUAUUUCCAAAAUUUCUAGAUCUCAUCAAUGCCAUGAGCACACCAACAAUACUUAGCGGCAUCCCUUUCUACAGAUAUCUUCCCACUAAAAAGAAUAGAGAGAUUUGGAGGCUUGAGAAGGAGAUUCAUUCGAAGAUUAUGGAGAUAGUAAAGAAGCACAAUGAGAUCACUUCUAAAGACUUGUUGCAAGUUAUGAUUGAAGGUUCAAAAGGUGAUAUUGGGCCAUCUAUAACAGCUGAUCAGUUCAUAGUCGACAACUGCAAGGACAUCUGCAUCCCUGCCUCCGAGGUUACUGCAGUUUCCGCAAUAUGGGGUCUAAUGUUAUUGGCUUCACAUCCCGAAUGGCAAAUCCGUAUUCGUGGUGAGGUUUCAGAACUAUGUAAGGGUGGGGUGCUGAGUUUCGAUGUGCUUCACAAGAUGAAAGCGUUAAAAAUGGUGGUUCUUGAGGUGCUACGACUUUAUCCAGCAACAGCAUUUGUUUCGAGGCAAGCCUUGACAAAUCUGAAAUUGGGUGACGUUGAAAUCCCAAAAGGGGUUAAUAUUUGGUUAUGGAUGCUAGAACUGCACACCAACCCUAACUUCUGGGGAGCUGAUUCAGAAAAGUUCAAUCCCGAGAGGUUUGCUGAUGGUAUUUCAAAAGCAUGCAAAAGUAAUCAAGCUUACAUUCCUUUCGGUUUAGGGGCACGAGUGUGUCCUGGACAGAGUCUUGCUAUGACUCAACUUCAGGUGUUGUUUGCAAUCAUACUGUCCAACUUCAACCUCACCAUGUCUCCAACCUAUCGCCACUCCCCUCAAUACGCUUUGCUGAUUGAGCCUGAAUUUGGUGUGAAUCUCCUUAUCCGAAAGAUAUGAGCACGCUCCUUGUUCCUAUCAAUGAUGUUGACAAUAAACUACCCUACCACAAUUAGGAAAGAAAAAAAAGAGGAUUUUACUUCCUUUUUAAGAGAUUUCAUACUGUCAUGAAACAAUUUGCUUUCUUGAGCAAGUCUGCAAAUUUUCGGAUUUUAACUCAAAAAAUUUAAUUAAUUAUAAAAAUAA
Molecule: messenger RNA, 1902 nt
Organism: Gossypium arboreum
Lineage: Eukaryota; Viridiplantae; Streptophyta; Magnoliopsida; Malvales; Malvaceae
Product: cytochrome P450 714C2-like
Exons: 5
Coding region: 181-1716 (511 amino acids)
Molecular function (GO): oxidoreductase activity, acting on paired donors, with incorporation or reduction of molecular oxygen; monooxygenase activity; iron ion binding
Source: RefSeq, a predicted model, not a curated record